This is a messenger RNA of Adineta steineri, 2391 nucleotides long. Lineage: Eukaryota; Metazoa; Rotifera; Eurotatoria; Adinetida; Adinetidae. The record is from the annotation of a GenBank genome assembly.
AUGCGAUUCUUUAUACGGGAUCUUCAGCAACAAAUUGAAUGUCUUCACAAUGAAGCACCUAAACAUUCAGGUGAAAUCAUCAUAUAUCGUGGUCAAGGCUUACCAAACCAUCAGUUUCAGCAGAUGGUAAAUAGCAAAUAUGCUCUUCUUUCAUUCAAUAAUUUUCUUUCAACAAGUACCGAUCGACAGGUGUCUCUGGCAUUUGCUGACAGUGCUUGUAGUAAUCCUGAUCUAACGGGUAUUCUUUUUGAAAUCAAAAUUGAUCCUACUCUCUCUUCAACCCCGUAUGCCUCGUUAGAUACUCUAAGCCAAUUCGGCGAUUCUGAGCAGGAGAUUUUAUUUUCAAUGCAUACAGUCUUUCGAAUCGAAGGUUUCGAACAAAUCCAGGAUCGGCUUUGGCAAGUAAACCUGUCUUCUACGAAAGCUACUGAUCAACAACUGCAAGUUCUCCUAGAGAAUCUUAGGAAAGAUACGCAAUCCAAUAAUAGUUGGAAUCGAUUAGCUAAGUUAAUGGUGUAUAUGGGUGAAAUCAAGCAGAUGGAAGUAGCUUUUAACAAAUAUGUUAACUCCAUGGCUGACAAAUGUGAAUCUGAGUUGAAGCCUUAUUGGUCGGUGCUUGUAUGUGACGUGCAUCUAGCAAUCAUGAACCAAAACAAGGGAGAUCUUCUAACAGCCUUAACGAUCUAUCAGAGGAUACUUGAUGUUGUCAAUGAAAUCAACUUUUCAAAGUAUCCAUAUUUGGGUGGUGUUUACAAUAAUAUUGGUAAAUUGUAUUACGACCUGGCAGAGUAUCCAAAAGCUCUUUUCUAUCAUGAAAAGGCAUUACGAAUUCAACAAAAGAUAUCACCAUCUGAUGAACUUGCAUAUGCAGAAUUAGGUGAUACUAAAAGUACAUUUUUCUAUAUCAAGAAGCUCUUUGGAAGUCCAGACAAAUCUAAUGUUAUGUCUAUUGACUGUGAUGACAUACAUCGAGUACUGGGAGACAAAGGGCUUACGAGUUUGAAGUCGGUACUUAUAGAAAAAGAAGCAUCAACCUGUUGUGAUCGUUCGCCUUCAGCUGUUACCUACAGGAAUAUGGGAGCACUAGAUCAAUCUAUGGGAAACUUUCCUAGUGCACUGUCAUUUUAUCAAAAAGCAUUAGAUCUACAGAUGACUUCGGCCUCUUCUACCCAUGCCGAUUUGGUUUCUACUUACAAUAAAAUUGGUGAAGUAUACCAGUUGAUAGGAGACUACUCAGCUGCGCUCGCCUCUUAUCAGAAAUCACUUGCAAUCCAGAAAAAUUUGCCUUCCUUGGAUCCUGUUAAUCUCGCUGCGACAUACAAGUUCAUUGGUGAAAUAUAUGUAUCUAUGAAAAAUUUUUCGCAAGCACUAGUAUUUUUUGAAAAGACGCUCGAAAUUCAAGAAAGAUCGCCACCUGUCGAUAAUCGUGAUCUCAUCGCAUUCUAUGUACAAGUUGCUGCUGUAUAUCAUUCUACUCUAAAUUAUUCUGCUGCCGUAGUGUUCUAUCAAAAGGCACUGGAUGUUGACGAAAGAUUACUGUUAUUAGACGAUUCCGAACUUGUCCUAAUCUAUGGUCACAUCGGAGCUAGUUAUGAAUCAUUGCAAGACUACCGUAAAGCAUUAUGUUUUCGAGAAAAAACGUUAUGUAUUCUCGAGAAUUGUGUACCAUCGGAUGAAGCCAAAUUAUUUGUGAGCUACAAAAAUAUUGGGACACUUCAUUACUUGUUACACAACGACUCGAAGGCACUUGCUUUUUAUCAAAAAGCACUUGACAUCAAAGAAAAAACUGCGUCUUGCAAUGAGUCCGAUCUUGAUAUGAUCUACUAUAACGUUGCAGAUACCUAUCUAUCAGCAAAAGACUAUCCAAAAGCACUGUUUUCACUGGCCUGUUUUGAACAAACCCUUGAAAUUAUUAAGCACUCGAUUUCCUACGAUAUGAGAAAUAUUGCAAUGACUUACACUCACAUCGGCAAUGUGUAUCGAUGUCUCACAGAUUAUUCAAUGGCAUUUAGUUUUCAUCAAAAGGCACUCGAAAUUCAAGAGGCAUCUUCCAAUAUGAGUCAAACUGAUUUGGCUACUAUUUAUGGAAAUAUUGGUGAAGUUCACCAUGGAUUGCAAGAUUUCUUAACUGCUGUUUCAUUCCAUCAAAAGUCGCUUGAAAUCCGAGAACAAUUUCUCCAUGUUAAUCAUCUAGAUUUAGCUUUAACGUAUAGCAAUCUGUCCAUAGCAUCCGAAGGUUUGAACCAAUAUAAUGAUGCCUUGAUAUAUGCUAAACGUGCCGUCAAUAUUUCUCGCAAUGCCUUUAAUUAUGGCCACCCUGAUGCAUUAAUGUUUCGACAAAAUUUGGACGAAUUGUGUAGAAAAUUAUGCUUGGAUCCGUCGGAAGUAUAG